This is a messenger RNA of Cladophialophora psammophila CBS 110553, 1662 nucleotides long. RefSeq lists its product as uncharacterized. The record is from RefSeq and is a predicted model, not a curated record. Lineage: Eukaryota; Fungi; Ascomycota; Eurotiomycetes; Chaetothyriales; Herpotrichiellaceae. The transcript has 7 exons. Bases 1 to 1662 code for a protein of 553 amino acids. Gene Ontology annotation, molecular function: oxidoreductase activity, acting on paired donors, with incorporation or reduction of molecular oxygen; heme binding; monooxygenase activity.
AUGGACCAGCAACUAUCCCCCGUGGUGCUCGCCACGGUUUCGGCAGGCAUCAUCCUCUAUGUUAUUUACAAAUUUCUCAAAAUUGGCAGCAGACCAGCAGAUUUACCACCCGGCCCUCCUACGAUACCAAUCCUAGGAAACAUUCACCAGAUCCCGGCCGAGCGACCUCAUCUUCAAUUUCAGAAAUGGGCCCAAGAAUACGGGCCGAUUUACUCGCUAAUGCUCGGAACCACGACCAUGAUUGUUCUUUCGUCGCCGAAGACGGUGAAAGAUCUCAUGCAGGACCGAAGUGCCAUAUACUCCUCCAGACCGGACAUGUACCUUGCACACGAUGUGGCUAGCAAUUGUCAACGAUUUGUCACUAUGAAAUAUGGACCGAUGUGGAGACUCGUUCACAAGAUGAUGCACAAUACGCUCAACAUCAAGACGGCCGUAGCCUAUGUCCCGUAUCAGGAUCUCGAGAACAAAAACAUGCUAUUAGGCCUGCUGGAGCGACCGGACGACUUUGUCCUGCACCUAAGACGGUACACCAGCUCGCUGACGACCCAAAUGGUUUACGGCUUCCGCACCAUUAGUACCGCAGAUCCGCGGAUGAUUCAAUUCUUUAGGGGCUUCGAGAGAUGGGGCAAGAUAGCUGGCAGUGCUAGCGCUCAGAUUAUGGACUGCUUUCCCAUCCUUCGCAGAAUCCCGGCCCCGUUUAAUCCAGAGUAUAGAAAUGCAGCAGAACUGUACCAAGAGGAGCGCAAGCUGUACGUUGGCCAUUGGAAUGAUGUCAAGGAAAGAAUUUUGCGCGGGACCUGUUUGCCGUGUUUUAGCGUCGACGUCUUCCUCGCCCAAGAGAAAGAACAUUUCACUGACGAACAGGCUGCGUAUAUUUCUGGAUCGCUCCUUGAAGGAGGGUCUGACACUACUUCGGGAACACUAGUGGGUUUCAUUCAGGCGAUGUUGGUGUUUCCCGAGACCCAAAAAGCCGCACAAGAGGAGAUUGACAAAGUCGUGGGCUUCGAUCGUAUGCCGGAGAUGGAUGAUGCCCCUAACUGUCCAUAUAUUCGGUCAUGCGUGAAAGAAGCCAUUCGGUGGAUGCCAACUUUGAUCCUGGGGUCCCCUCACGGAUUGAUCCAGGAAGACCACUAUAUGGGUUAUAGAAUACCUAAGGGCGCUGCUAUCGUCAACAAUAACUGGACGAUUAACAUGGAUCCGGAACGCAACCCUAAUCCCCGAAAGUACGAUCCCAUGCGAUUCAUCAACGACUCUCAGAGCGAAUUCCAGUCUGCCACCAACUCCGACGAGAAUCAGCGCCAGAAUUGGAUCUUCGGAGCCGGCCGUCGUAUGUGUCAAGGGAUGCAUAUUGCCGAACGUUCGCUGUUUCUUGCCGCCGCCCGCAUCGUCUGGGCUUUCAACAUCGACAAGCCAAUCGGUCCGGACGGUCAGCCCAUUGUUCCGGACAUUGAAGACCUCGUGGGCGGAACCACGGUGCUACCCAGGGACUUCCGCAUCGAUAUGACUCCUCGCAGCUCCAAGAAGGCAGAGAUGAUUAGAGAGGCAUGGAAGCGUUGUGAAGAAGACCUUCUUGAUCCGGUCACCAAGCAGUGGAUGAAGAUACCCGAGGGGAUGAAGUUUGGCACCUAUGUUCCAAAGAAGGUGCAGGAAAUGACGGCAUGA